GCACCUUGCAACUGGAAACAGCUACAGUUCUUUGGCAUAUAGUUUUCGUGUUGGGAAAUCUACUGUAGGAGUUGUGGUGCCUGAGACAUGCAAUGCUAUAUGGACAGCUCUUCAGCCGGUAUAUCUAAAAGAGCCAGAGAAAAGUGAUUAUGAGAGAAUAGCUGUAGAAUAUGGCACAGUGUGGGACUUCCCAAAUUGUGUUGGAGCUGUCGAUGGCAAACAUGUUGUCAUUCAGGCUCCAGCACAUGCUGGCUCUACCUAUUUCAAUUACAAAGGGUCACACAGCAUCGUUUUGAUGGCUGCAUGUGAUGCUUCAUAUUUAUUUACAAUGGUGGACAUUGGAAAUUUUGGCAGAAUCAGUGAUGGAGGCAUUUUCUCAGCUUCAAACCUUGGGAAAAAGCUUUCUCGUGAUAAAGAAUUUCUGCCUGGGUACAAAAAGUUACCAAAAAGCUCCAAAUGUCUGCCACAUGUCUUCGUUGGAGAUGAAGCAUUUGGACUGAAAGAAAAUUUCAUGCGUCCAUAUUCAGGCAGAAACUUAAGUAAUUCAAAAAGAAUUGUUCAAUUAUAG
This is a messenger RNA of Stegodyphus dumicola, 568 nucleotides long. Its product is annotated as protein ANTAGONIST OF LIKE HETEROCHROMATIN PROTEIN 1-like. NCBI's taxonomy places the organism in Eukaryota, Metazoa, Arthropoda, Arachnida, Araneae, Eresidae. The record is from RefSeq and is a predicted model, not a curated record.